Xenopus tropicalis (tropical clawed frog) is the source of this 1118-nucleotide messenger RNA. RefSeq names its product RAB10, member RAS oncogene family like (gene rab10l). Gene Ontology annotation, cellular component: membrane. Bases 203 to 808 code for a protein of 201 amino acids. The record is from RefSeq and is marked predicted. The transcript is spliced from 6 exons. Lineage: Eukaryota; Metazoa; Chordata; Amphibia; Anura; Pipidae. Gene Ontology annotation, molecular function: G protein activity; GTP binding; GTPase activity.
GUGAGUGCAGAGCGCUUCCCUGUGCAACAUUACCGGCAAUGGAAAGAUUGCACAAUGUGCCAAUGCGGAAGAGCCCUGCCUGCUGCCUCUCAGCUCUGCCCAAGCCCCGGGUUAGCGCUGCCUGUACGGACCUGCCUGGGGAGGGGGGAAUGGGGCGGCUCGGUCCGUGAGGCGGGGAGCGGCCAGUACCAGGGAUCACACAAUGGCCGUAUCUGCUCCGCAGCGUCCCAGCCUGGUGGUGAAGUUGGUGAUGACUGGGGACUCGGACGUUGGGAAAACCUGUAUUCUUACUCGAUUUACCGAGAAUACGCUCCCCUCUUACAUCUCCACCGUGGGUAUUGAUUUUAAGACAAAAACCAUUCAUGUUGCUGAGACAGCAUUAAAGCUCCAGAUCUGGGACACUGCUGGCCAAGAGAGAUUCCACACACUCAGUGUUAGUUAUUUCCGUGGAGCUCAAGGCUUCGUUCUUGUCUAUGAUAUUACAAAUCCUGCUUCAUUUGAAAAUACCGCUGUGUGGAUGAGAGACAUUAAAAUGAAAGCUGGCGAGGAGGUAGAAGUAGUUCUCUUGGGAAAUAAGUGUGACAGAGAAGAUGAACGCGAAGUUGCCAAGGAGCAAGGGGAGAAGCUGGCAUGGGAAUUUGGCAUACCGUUUUUUGAGACAAGUGCAAAAGAAAAUAUAAAUAUUGAAAAGGCAUUUAUAACACUGGCAGAAGCUAUAUACGCAAAGAGAGGAUCGUUAUUAGUUAAUCACAAUGUAGUCAAUUUGCAAGACAUGAAGAAAAAGAAUUCCUGCCUGACGUGUAGCUAAGGCUGAUGUAACCCACCCUAUUGCCUAUGUUGUGAAAGGAAAUCCAGGACUGGUUUAAUAAAUUAUGUGUGUACAGUAUAAAUAUAGGUAUGUUAUAUUAUGCACAUUGAGUGUCUGACUAAGAAGUAGCGUACUUAGAAUCAUUUAUUUAAGUUACAACAUUUAGAACUAUCCAUAGAUAACUAUAUUGUGAGUAAAUGUUUUUGCAUUAUUUUAGUCACACUGAGCUUAUGUGAGUUUAUGUAAAUUAUUCAGCUCUGAGCAUGGCAAAUUUCAUGCAUUAAUAACUAUAAAUACUGCAAUUUACCUC